AUGAACCCGAUUGGAGGAGGCAUGGUUCCGUUCGAUCCGGAUGACUCGGCCAGCGUUAGCACUCGCUGGAAGAAAUGGAAGCGAAUGUUCGAGAUAUUCUUGGACGUCAACAACGUCCAGCUGCCGUCUAGAAAGAAAUCGUAUCUCUUGCACUGCGCCGGAGAGAGCGUCCAGGAUAUCUACGUGAGUCUCGUUGGAGAGCAAGAGCCACCAGUUCCCGAUGGAUCGGACGUGUACAAGGAGGCGAUUCGUGUGCUUGACGAACAUUUCCUGCCGAUGAAGUGCUUGCCGCAGGAGCACCACUUCUUCCGAAACUUGGAGCAGGGACCGGACGAGAAGAUAUCCAGGUUUGUGCUUCGCUUGCGAGAGCAAGGAAAUCUGUGUGAGUAUGGCGGCUGGCUCGAAGAAAACAUCAAAGAGCAAAUCUUUGAAAAAGGAAAAUCGGACGAGCUUCGGGCCAAAAUACUUCAGAAGCCAAACAUGACCCUGGAGGAAACACUCAACGAAGGCCGAGCCCUGGAAACAAUCGAGAAGGUGCGGCAGGAACUGCACCGCAGUGGUCAACAAGGUCACGAGCUGUGCCCGGCGAAAAACACGAAGUGCAGGAAGUGCGGAUUGGUGGGGCACUUCUGGCGCUGUUGCAACACCAAGGCGAAGCACGGAAAGCAGCGAAAGGUGCAGCAGGUGGCCCAAGAGCCGCCGGAACCGGAAGAAGAAGCGGAUGACGUAUACGACUCGGACGACACUGUUAGUAACGUGGAUCAACAAGAAGUCCGAUACGUCUUUGCUGCAAGUACGGAGGAUGCUGCGGGAGAAAAAGUUGUUUGCUGUAUCGGAGGAGUGAAGAUCAAGUGGGUCGUAGAUUCUGGAGCUGGAGUGAACGUGAUGGACAACGCAACCUGGACCUACCUCAAGCAACGGAACGUCAAGGUGAUCUCGCAAACGAAGGAGCCGCAAACAACGCUCAAGGCCUACGGCAACAACAGCCUCAAGGUUUUGGGACAAUUUCGAGCCAGCAUUGCUACGAAGAACCACGAGACGAUCGCUGACGUGUUCGUGGUGGAAGAUUAUGGUGCGAGCCUGCUGAGCAAGACUACGGCGACGGAGUUGCAGAUUUUGAAGAUCAACACGGACGUGUGGAGUGUUAGCCCGGCGGAGAACGCAAUCGGCAAGAUCACGGGAAUCGAAGUUCACCUGCAGAUCGAUCCACUGGUGAAACCGGUCCAGAUCACCAAGUGCCACAUCCCAAUUCCGCUGCAGGAAAAAGUGGAACGAGAAAUCGAUCUUUUGCUGGCACAGGACAUCAUCGAGGUGGCACCGAUUGAUUCACCGUGGAUUUCCCGUUUGGUAGUUAGCCCGAAAGCCGGUGAUCCGUCUGCCGUUCGACUGUGCGUUGACAUGCGUGCCGCCAACAAGGCCAUUGUUCCACAGCAUUUUCCGCUGCCAACGUUCGAGGACAUUGUUCCACAUCUUCGAGACUGCAAGUGGUUUUCGAAGAUCGACUUGAUCAAAGCGUUCCACCAGGCGGUUCUGGCACCAGAUUCACGGUACAUCACCACGUUUGCCACCCACCACGGCUACUACCGGUACAAACGGCUGCUAUUUGGCAUGAACAUUGCGUCGGAGGUGUUCCAGAGCAUCAUGGAGCGCGUACUGAAGGGGAUUUCCGGAGUGAAAGUCUUUAUCGACGACAUUCUGGUGUUUGGAUCAACGAAGCAACAACACGACGCUGCCCUCAAGGCAGUGAUGCACCGCUUGACGAGCCAUGGAAUCACCGUGAAUCCAAAAAAGUGUUUCCUCGGAAAAUCUGAGGUGACGUUCAUGGGCCAUGUGCUGUCCGCUGACGGAGUUCGACCAACCUUGGACAAAGUGGAGGCGAUCAAGCGAUUGCGGGAGCCGAAGACGCCGGAGGAGGUGCGCAGUUUUCUUGGGAUGAUCACCUAUCUUGGCCGUUUCAUCCCGGAACUGUCAACGCUGACUUCACCGCUGCGAGAACUACUCCGGAAAGACUCGGAGUUUGUCUGGGGCCCGUCGCAACAGCAGGCGUUCCAGAAACUCAAGGAGCUACUCAAGGAUGCCAAGAAUCUGGGAUAUUAUUCUCCACACGACAAAACUAUUGUGAUUGCGGACGCUGGUCCUACCGGGCUCGGAGCAGUUCUGAUUCAGGAGAAGGAUGGGCGAAAAAGAGUGAUUUGCUACAUCAGCAAAGGGCUCUCGGAUGCGGAGAAGUCGUAUGCCCAGAACGAGAAGGAAGCGUUGGCGUUGGUGUGGGCUGCUGAACGGCUGCAAAUUUACUUGCGUGGGUUGACAUUCCUUCUCCUCACUGAUAACGAACCGCUGAAAGUGAUAUUCGGACCAAACCACGUCUCCUGUCCAAGAAUUGAUCGUUGGGCCAUGCGACUGCAAUCGUUCAGGUUCACCGUUAUACACAUCCCCGGCAAAGUGAACAUCGCCGACCCGCUGUCGAGACUGCCGGCCUACACGAAGUGCAAGACGUACGAUCAGUUCGGCGAGGAAGCGGUUCUUGCGAUCACACAAAAGGCGGUGCCUACUGCUCUGACAUCGGAGGAAAUCGCAAGCAACACAGUGGCUGAUGUGGUGUUGUCAAGGGUGAAGGAGGCUCUCAAGACCGGCCGCUGGAAUGAAGAAGUGAAGAAGUUUGCGCCGUUCAAAGAAGAGCUCUACUGCUGCAAGGAAAUCCUGCUUCGAGGAGAACGCCUCGUAAUCCCCCAGAGCCUUCAAAAGCGCACUUUGGCGCUUGCCCACAUUGGACACCCGGGAAUAGAACGAUCCAAGCAACGACUUCGCUCCAAAGUGUGGUGGCCAGAGAUCGACAAGGACGUGGAGCAGGCGGUUCGAAAGUGCUUGGAUUGCCAGAUUGUGGGGAGAAUGGCACCACCAGAACCUAUGGCCGUACGACAGCUUCCAUCUAGUCCAUGGGAGUUAAUGAGCAUGGACAUGUUGGGCCCGCUGCCGACCGGUGAGUCGCUGUUAGUAAUUAUCGAUUGCUACAGUCGGUUCCGUGUUAUCGAAGUGUUGAAGCAGACCACAUCGGCUGACAUCAUCGGCAAGCUGAGGCCGUUGUUCAUGAGGAUGGGAAUCCCGUCCGUCCUGAUGAACGACAACGCACGGAACUUCACGAGCAAAGAGAUGCAAGACUUCUGCGAUUCGCUCGGGAUCAGACAACGACGUACCACGCCCUACUGGCCGCAGGCUAACGGGGAGACCGAACGCCAGAACAGAUCGAUACUCAAGAUCCUGAAGAUUGCCGAGCUGAACAAAUCGAACUGGAAGAAGGACCUGGAGGAGUUCAACUAUGCCUACGCCUUGACUCCUCAUCCAGCAACAGGACGUUCACCUGCAGAGCUGGCAUUUGGUCGGCAGUUUCGAGACUGGAUUCCACAAUUGUCUGGUCUCGGAAGUCACGAAGAGGAGGUGGAAGAUAAGGAUAAGAGCUACAAAUACCGUGCCAAGUGCCAAGUGGAUGCUACUAGAGGAGCAAGAGAGUCGUCUAUCGAGCUGGGAGAUCAAGUGCUGAUGAAAAACAUGAACCCGACCAACAAACUGUCUGCUCCGUUUCUACCUCAACCAGCAAAAGUGAUCAGCAGCAGGGAAACUCGGUCGUCGUGGAGACCCCCGAGGGCGUGA
Messenger RNA from Culex quinquefasciatus (southern house mosquito), 3648 nucleotides. RefSeq lists its product as uncharacterized. The transcript is spliced from 2 exons. Gene Ontology annotation, biological process: DNA integration. NCBI's taxonomy places the organism in Eukaryota, Metazoa, Arthropoda, Insecta, Diptera, Culicidae. Gene Ontology annotation, molecular function: nucleic acid binding. The coding region runs from base 1 to 3648 and encodes 1215 amino acids. The record is from RefSeq and is a predicted model, not a curated record.